This is a messenger RNA of Nerophis ophidion (straightnose pipefish), 1961 nucleotides long. RefSeq names its product bloodthirsty-related gene family, member 2 (gene btr02). The record is from RefSeq and is a predicted model, not a curated record. Gene Ontology annotation, molecular function: protein binding. The transcript is spliced from 7 exons. Bases 33 to 1442 code for a protein of 469 amino acids. NCBI's taxonomy places the organism in Eukaryota, Metazoa, Chordata, Actinopteri, Syngnathiformes, Syngnathidae.
AGAUAACAUCCGGGGUGGAGUUUGGAGCGAGAAUGCCAUUGUUCUUAGAUCCAUUAUUGGUGUUACCCUGUUUGCCUGGGGAGAGAAGACGUAGCACAGAGAGCACACCACAGCCUGCUCCGAUGGCCUCCACCACCGGCCUCCUCCCCGAGAAGUCCUUCCUGUGCUCCCUGUGUAAGGACGUCUUCAGCGGUCCAGUCACCACACCGUGCGGACACAGCUUCUGUCUGUCCUGUCUCAGCGACUUCUGGACCCGACACCAGUCCAGGUACUGUCCACAGUGCCGCAGGCUGUUCACCUACAGGCCCCAGCUCAGCAUCAACCACAUCCUGGCUGAUAUCUCCGAGAACUACAAGAAGACCAGGCCGGAGAAGCCUCCGGAGGAAGAGACGGUUAAGAAUGUUGAGCAGAUGAUUGAAGAGAGGCUACAGAAGGUAGAGAGGCUAAAAAGUUCUCUUGAGCUCCAAAAGAGCUCUUACUUGAGAGAGGUGCGAGAGAGCGAGAAGGUGUUCUCGGCCCUGGUGAGCGCCAUGGAGAAGAACCACAAAGCCUUGGUGUUGGCCAUAGAGCAGUGCAGAAGGGAGGAGGAGAAGAAGGUCCACACUCUGGUGACGCAGCUGGAACAGGAGAUCCGGGAACUGAAGAAAGAGACGGCCGACCCCAUUUCUGACCCUGCGCUUUCUAAAGAAGUGACAGAUGAGCAGGAGGAAUCCAAUAAAGACAACAUCGCUCCGCCCGGCCGCAGCAUCCAGAUGAAGGAUUGGUCCAUGGUUACUAUAGAAACGGACCCUUGUGUGGGCUUCACCAGGAGAGCCCUGUCAGAACUGAUGGCAAAGAUGAAAGCGGAAGUCAACAGGCUCUCCAAAUCAGAACUGAAAAGAAUUGAGCGUUACAUAGUGGACAUCAACCUGAGCGCCAAGACCGCCCACCCGUCCCUCGCCGUGUCCGAGGACAGGAAGCAGGUGAGGCAGACGGACAAGUGCCACGAGGUGCCCCAGCACCCCAAACGCUUCGACCGCGUGGCCAACGUCCUGGCCAAGGAGAGCAUCAGCCGCGGGCGCUGCUACUGGGAGGUGGAGGUCGGGGAGAAGAUGGAGUGGAGCCUGGGCGUGGUCCGCCAGUCCAUCAACAGGAAGGGCAGGUUCACCGUCUGUCCCGCCAACGGGUUCUGGACUUUGAGCCUGAAAGCGGGAGGACAGUAUGUGGCCAAUUCUGCUCCGGUCACCGCGGUGGCGCUGGAGCAGAAGCCCAGGAAAGUGGGCGUCUUCGUGGACUACCCGGCGGGCCGCGUGGCCUUCUACUGUGCGGACACGGGCGUUCACGUUCACUCCUUCACAGACACCUUCACUGACAGCUUGCAUCCUUUUUUCAACCCGGGGCGACUGCACGGAGGCAGGAAUGUCGACCCCUUAAUCAUCACCUCCAGCGUUUGCAGCAUCUAGGUGGAAGGAACGUGUCUACAAUAUAUUUAACGUCGCAAAACGCCAAUGGAAGACUGGAAUAAGGUCUUGGCAUGGCCGUGGAGGAGGGGGGGGGCAAACAGCGGCCUAUUGUGUUCAUCCACCAGGCACCGGGAGACACAUUCACCCAUUCACACACACACUGACACACACUUCUGCCCACUGCCACGCCGCCUGGGGCAUGUGUCCUCCUCACUUCUGUCCAGAGUGUCCACUCCAGCUCACCUGACCUCUGACACAAAGCCUGGUUUGACUUUGGACUCGGCUGAACCCGCCGUGACCUGCUGAGACUGACGCUCCAGGUUCAGCUCCAGGUAAAUACUUUCUUUCAAAGGAAAUGAGGACUUUCCGUGUGUUUCAAUGCAGUCCCGUCAUAUUUUACUGCUGGCUUCCUUUUACAAAUAAUGUGUUUUUAAUACAAUCCAUGCUUUAAUCAUGAAGAAAGUAAGGCAAGUGGUGGAAUUCUGCAUUUGGUUAUAAACUAGAUGAUUGACUGACAUA